Molecule: messenger RNA, 1887 nt
Organism: Ochlerotatus camptorhynchus
Lineage: Eukaryota; Metazoa; Arthropoda; Insecta; Diptera; Culicidae
Exons: 3
Coding region: 82-1542 (486 amino acids)
Source: RefSeq, a predicted model, not a curated record
UAAAAACCGAAAGCAUUAUCUCAUCUUCAUUCCAGCUCGAUUGAUCGUUCUAGUAACAACGUUAGUGUUUGAAAAAAGACAAUGCGCGCCAUAGUGUUAUUCUCCGCCUGUCUGGCGAUCGCGUCCGCCGACAUUGGCCUGAAGUUACGUCAGGCUGCCGCCGCCAGUGGUGCCGGUGUGUCGAGCUAUGAUGUCGGUCAGGGUUCCGUUUCGGUAGACUACUCGCCCGCUAGCUUUGAUCAAACUGUGGUUGGCAGUGGUGGCAGCAGCGGUGCCGAAUUCCGCUCGUCUGGAUUCUCUGGAGCUAUUUCUGGUGCUAGCGCUGGUGCUAGCGCUGGUGCUGCUGCUUCCGGUGGUGCUCAGUACGAUGCAGGAUUCCAGGCUGGACUUGCCGCUGGACGUGCUGCCCUCGCCUCGUCCAAUGCCGGUGCUUCGUCGUUCUCUGGCUCUGCUUCUCGCCUCGGAGGUGCCGCUUCUGGAGGUUCUUCCUUCGGUGGAGCUUCUUCCUUCGGUGGAGCUUCUUCCUUCGGUGGAGCUUCUUCCUUCGGUGGAGCUUCUUCCUUCGGCGGUGCCGCUGCCGGUGGUUUCAGUGGAGCUUCUGCCAGUGCUCAGGCUAAGGCCGGAGCCGGUGUCCGUUACAUCACCAAGCCAGAGAUUGUCAAGAAGCACUUCUACUACCACGUUGCCCCAGAAGCCGAAGCUGAAGCCGAAGCCGAAGCCCGUGUCGAAAUCCAACCCCAGACCCACUACAAGGUUCUGUUCAUCAAGGCCCCGAGUGCAUCCGCUAGUGCCGCUGCCCGUGCCGCCGCUCGUACCCGUACCCAGGAGAAGACCAUUGUCUACGUUCUGGUUAACAAGCCAGAAGCCGGAGCCAAUUCCGCCGCCGAUGCCGCCGUCGAUACCUACAACAGUGCCAAGCCGGAAGUCUAUUUCAUUAAAUACCAGGGCAAGAACGGAGCUAAGGCUGGUGCUUUUAGCGGUGCUACUGCUGGUGCUGGUGGUGCUGCUUCUAAUACCUUCGGUGGACCUUCGUCCGGUGCCUUCGGUGGAGCCUCGUCCGGUGCCUUCGGUGGUGCUUCUUCGGAUGCCUUCGGUGGAGCCUCGUCCGGUGCCUUCGGUGGUGCUUCUUCGGAUGCCUUCGGUGGAGCCUCGUCCAGUGCCUUCGGUGGAGCCUCGUCCGGUGCCUUCGGUGGUGCUUCUUCGGAUGCCUUCGGUGGAGCCUCGUCCGGUGCCUUCGGUGGUGCUUCUUCGGAUGCCUUCAGCGGUGCCUCGGGUGGAUCUUCGUUUGACUUCAGCAACGGUGGAACUACUUUCGAUGGUACCCCAACUUUCCUCUCUGGCGCUGAUGCUUCUGCUUCGAGUGGUGCCUACAAUGUGAGAUCCGGUGCCGUCGACGCCAUCUCGUCGGGCGAUGCUGGAUACACUGCUGGAUACACGGCCGGAGCUGCCGCUGCUGGAGCUGCUUCCGUCACCGGAUCGACUGCCGCUUUCGAUAGUUCCGCUUUCGGAGGAAGCACCACCGCCAGCUCGCUCAACUUCUAAACACCUGAACGCCUUAAUGAUUAUCGGUUAUUAACCCUUGGUUACGGAAACGAUCGUGGAAGAAUGGCGAAAUACCUCUUAGGGACGAAUAAAAUAGGUUUAUUUUCCUUUAGGAUGAGAUUCCGCGACGACAGUCAGACAGAGAGCGGGAACGAGAGAGCGAGAACGAAUGUGAGCUAGCGAAAGAGAGAAAGAGAGAUGAAAAUCAUGUUCCAAAUACGACUGCCAUAAUAGGUGUAUGAUAGCAAGAAGCAAGAAACGAGAAAAAGAAGCCAACUUUGUACCAUAAGAAGAUUUGUGAGAUUAUGAAAAUGAACUGCGAAAAAUAUACUUAAAUAAAAUAAA